GAUUGAUCUGAUCCAACUGAUACUAACCGACCCAAUCGAAAUUUUAGAACCAUGGUCCAAAGUCUAGUCCAAGUUACACACGAAGGUGAAACUUAUAAUAUUGAAAUCUUAUAAUAAGUUUACAUGCAGGCAGUAAAUUUCCAUAACUGCAAUGGUCUUCAACUAAGUGGACUGAAGCAUAUGAACAGCCCAAGAAAUCAUAUCUCCAUCAAUGGUUGCAAUGUGGUAACUAUUUCUCAUCUCAAUAUCACUGCACCACAAGACAGCCCAAACACUGAUGGUAUCGACAUAUCAGCCUCAACCCAAGUUCUGAUCCAUGACUCUUACAUUGGAACAGGAGAUGAUUGUGUAGCCAUUAACACUGGCAGUUCUUUUAUCAACAUUACGAAGGUUCACUGUGGACCAGGCCAUGGCAUAAGUGUGGGAAGCUUAGGAAAAUAUGGAGCUCAUCAAACAGUGGAAGAAGUCCAUGUGAAUGAUUGUAGUUUCUAUGGAACCAUGAAUGGAGCAAGGAUCAAGACAUGGAAGGGUGGAUCUGGAUAUGCUAAGAAGAUCUCUUUUGAGAAAAUUACACUUACAGAAGUAAAAAACCCCAUCAUCAUCGACCAACAUUACAUUGACAAAAACGUUUACUCACCACAAGAUGCUACUGAUGUUGAAGUGAGCGAUGUGACAUACAUAGGAUUUCAUGGGUCUACAACUUCAAAAAAUGCCAUCACAUUAAUGUGUGGUGACAGUGUGGGUUGCACCAACAUUGUACUGGACCAGAUUAACAUCACAUCAGUAGUUCCAGGGAGUGGGUGUUCCUCCACUUGCAGUAACGCCCAUGGAAAAGCAACAAAUUGUAAUCCACCUAUAUCUUGUCUAUCUUAAUAUGUCUUUUGGGUCUCUUGCUGAAAAGGUUUGGAGGUGCAACUACUACAUAAGGAACAUAAGAAAGCAGAUUGUUACAGUUUUAAUAACCUGAAGGAAAAUAAGGACGCUGCGGUGGUGUACUUAAAGUUCAGGAUUUUUAUAGAGGACUUGAGAAAUAAAAGGAGACCAAGUGAUGGAGAGCUGCACAUUUAACGUGGUGCAUGGAGAAAAAAUAAAAGAAGACUGGAUAGGAGUAGUUAUUUUAAAUCUGUAUUCUAGUUUUACUUCAGUUUUGGAGAAUUUUGUUUGUGUAUUUUUUUUUUUCUGUUAUUUUAAAUAAUGGUAAUGGAUGAAUGUUAAUUUUGUUAUUAUGGACCUCA
This is a messenger RNA of Macadamia integrifolia, 1235 nucleotides long. RefSeq names its product probable polygalacturonase At3g15720. The record is from RefSeq and is a predicted model, not a curated record. Gene Ontology annotation, molecular function: polygalacturonase activity. The coding region runs from base 124 to 873 and encodes 249 amino acids. Gene Ontology annotation, biological process: carbohydrate metabolic process. The transcript has 5 exons. NCBI's taxonomy places the organism in Eukaryota, Viridiplantae, Streptophyta, Magnoliopsida, Proteales, Proteaceae.